AUGUGUGUUUGUUCCAUUGUGGAAGGAGAGAAAAAUCCGAUGAGUGCCAAGGAGAAAUCGCGGAGGAGAAGCUGUGAAGUGGCGGAUGUGGGCUGUAGCAGAUGUCGUCAGCAAACGAAUGACGACUUCGACGGCAGUGUGCAAGCUUUUGUUGGGAUCCUUUGGAACGUUUUCGCCAUCAUGAUGUACAAUUGCGAGAUCGUUUUACCCGAACGGAGAUCUGGACUAACCAAUUAUGUGGAUUUCGUCAGAGAACGAUACUUUUACGAUGCCAACAUUUCAAAGUAA
This is a messenger RNA of Notodromas monacha, 288 nucleotides long. Lineage: Eukaryota; Metazoa; Arthropoda; Ostracoda; Podocopida; Cyprididae. The record is from the annotation of a GenBank genome assembly.